UACAAGGGCUUGGAUAUCAUCACGAACAAGGUUUCUCCCCAGGAGCAGCGUCUGUGCAGACACCACAUGAUCAGCUUUGUGGAUCCCCUUGUCUCUAACUACACAGUGGUGGAUUUCAGAGACAAAGCCGUGGCUCUGAUUGAAGAUAUCUUUGCCCGAGACAAGAUCCCAAUUGUUGUGGGAGGAACCAACUACUACAUCGAGUCCCUGCUCUGGAAGGUCCUUAUCAACACCAAGGAGAAGGCCAGCACGGCCCCUGGGCUCGUCACCGACAGGAAAAUACAGCUGGAGCAGCUGGACGGUGUCGAGCUCCAUCGCCGCCUGAGCCAGGUGGAUCCAGAGAUGGCGGCCAAGCUGCACCCCCACGACAAGCGCAAAAUGGCAAGGAGCCUCCAAGUGUUUGAAGAAACGGGGAUCCCCCAUAGUGAAAUCUUGCACCAGCAGCAGGAGGAGGAAGGUGGGGGGCCCUUAGGGGGGCCCCUGAAAUACCCACAUUCCUGCAUCUUGUGGCUCCAUGCAGACCAGGCAGCUCUGGACCAGCGGCUGGAGAAGCGGGUGGAUGACAUGCUGGCUGCGGGACUGCUGGAGGAGCUGCGGGAUUUCCACCGACGCUACAACCAAGAGAAGGUGGCUGAGAACCGGCAGGAUUACCAGCAUGGCAUCUUCCAGUCCAUUGGCUUCAAGGAGUUCCACGAGUACCUCGUCAGUGAGGGGAACUGCUCGCCCGAGACCAGCGCCCUACUGCUGCAAAAAGGGAUCGAGGCCCUGAAGCAGGUGACUAAGAGAUAUGCCCGGAGGCAGAACAAGUGGGUCCGAAACCGCUUCCUGAGACGUCCUGGACCCAAUGUGCCCCCGGUAUAUGGGUUGGAGGUGUCUGAUCUCUUGCGGUGGGAGGAGGAUGUGCUGAAACCUGCUCUGGAGAUUGUGGAGAGCUUCAUCCAGGGACGUGAGCCCCCAGCAGAGCCUGUGAAGAUGGAGUACGAUGUAAACGAGAACAAACGGAGUCAUCGCGUGUGUGAGCUCUGCGACAGAGUCAUCAUCGGGGACAGGGAGUGGGCAGCUCACACACGAUCCAAAUCCCACCUGCACCAUCUGAAGAAGAGAAGGAAGCUGGAGGCCGCCAGCCAUGCUGCAGAGACCGAGGGGGACAGUGGGGGCGCAGAGAGCUUGGGCGAGGACAGCAGCUUGCCUUUGCU
Molecule: messenger RNA, 1196 nt
Organism: Balearica regulorum gibbericeps (East African grey crowned-crane)
Lineage: Eukaryota; Metazoa; Chordata; Aves; Gruiformes; Gruidae
Source: RefSeq, a predicted model, not a curated record